Lactuca virosa is the source of this 1044-nucleotide messenger RNA. The record is from the annotation of a GenBank genome assembly. Lineage: Eukaryota; Viridiplantae; Streptophyta; Magnoliopsida; Asterales; Asteraceae.
AUGAUUAAUCAAUCAAGGAGGAUGACCACUGGACUGGAGGAUGGCGGUGAUGGCGACUGGACUGGAGGAUGGUGGCAUUGGGGGAGGAGACCGGAGGUGGUAGGAGUCGGCGCUGAAGAAGGAGAUGUCGUCAUGUUUUUUUGGAGGACCGAUCUGGUUGUUCCUGUUCUUGAGGUCUUUUUCUUCUUCACUCACAUGGAGUUAACUCCUACUUCAAACAAUGCCAUCGUCAACAUGGAGAUGCACCUGGAACCGGUCUAUCUCGGCGAGCCAACAAACAACACAGAACAACCAAUCAAACGCCGAAAGAAGAAAUCCAUGGUUCCAAAGUCGCCGGCACCAGUCACCUCAAACGUCACAUCGCUAAAAGGAAGUUGCCCAGUUGUUCUUCGUAAUCAGCAACAACAUGACUCAUCUUCUCCAUUCACUCCAAUUCAAAAGGUAACCCCCGAUUCCGCCGUUCCAACCACUGAUGCACCUAAACGCCGUUACAGAACCACCACCAAUUUCCCUUUCGUUGGAUACGACGCUGACACCUGUCGCCAGGAGAUCGCCCGGAUGAUUAUUUUACACGAUUACCCACUUCACAUCGUUGAACACCCUGGAUUCAUGGCUUUCAUUCGUAACCUUCAGCCUCGUUUUGAAAUGGUGAAUUUUAACACUGUUCAAGGUGACUGUAUCGCAACAUAUCUUAGAGAGAAGCAACGGAUUCAGAAUCUGAUUGAAGGGAUGCCGGGUCGGAUCUGUCUCACUCUUGAUCUCUGGAAUUCGUGCCAAACAACAGGUUAUGUUUUUGUAACGGGUCAAUUCGUUGAUAGCGAUUGGAAAAUCCACAGAAAGCUACUAAACGUUGUAAUGGAACCAUACCCGGAAUCUGAUUCCGCUUUCAGCCAUGCGGUGGCUUCUUGUCUAUCGGAUUGGAAUAUGGAGGGGAGAUUGUUUUCACUGACAAUAAACCAGAGUUUGAGUGAAGUUGGAAUCGAGAGUCUCAAAAGUUUGCUUUCAGAGAAUCCGAACAUCCUCGGUGGUCAAUUUGUUGCUUAA